Messenger RNA from Amoebophrya sp. A25, 4814 nucleotides. NCBI's taxonomy places the organism in Eukaryota, Dinophyceae, Syndiniales, Amoebophryaceae. The record is from the annotation of a GenBank genome assembly.
GUAAUAGUAUCACAGUCCUCAGCACACAAUAAAAGUCAACUUUCCCUGCAAGCAAACUUAGUGACUACAACUCUUAGUUUCUACUAGUAUCUGUGUGAGAAAUGCCGUCCAACCGAUACGAGCAAUGCCCCUCAGGUCGAUCCGAGGGUGUGCCUGAGGCAUAUUAUGCGACAGGAGGACAGCCUUCAGGCGUCUUUUCCUCUCCGGGAUCGUUCUUUUCACUAUCGCCACCGAGACGAGACCGAUGCCCUGUUGAGGUGCAAGAACGGUAUGUCCAAAAUAUCGUGGAUGAGGUGGCAAGUUACGCAAGAGCAAUGAUCAGGAUUUUUUUCAUAGAUCGGCUAGACAAGAGCAGUGAUCGGCUAGACAAGAGCAAGUGAAAUAAGUUUUUUGACUAUCUUCUAAGGUUCACCAGAUUGAUUCUUUUGUUUUUUGUUUCCUAGAUAGCUGAUAGGGGCUUUCUUCUAGCUAACUAUUUUUCUCUUACAAGAACAAGUAUGAGAUUCGGUUUCCUCUAGGGAGUAUCAGUUUAACCUCAUCAACAUCUACGUCCGUGACAAGAGCAUCAUAGAAUAUCAACAUAAGCACCCUGUCACCACUCUAAGAACCGAUCGAAAUUUCUCCGAGUGAUGAUGGCUCACCUCAUAUGCGCUCACCAGAGGACUGGCAGUCGAGCUCCUUCGACGAUGCAGAUGAUGAGAAGUCUGAUGACUACACGGAUACAAGUCCGUUUCUGAGUCCCACUACGAGGAGUGAAGAGCUACCGCCAGGUACUGAUUAAUCCUACUACCUAUUAAGUAGGAGUUACAUUCACGACUCCCUAAGAAGUAUGUAAAUGAGUUAAGUACAUUCACAACUUGUUUCUACAUUUUAAAAUGCAACAUUAAUGUUAAUCAUGAUUAUACGCUUUCAACAGAGGUUGUAAGUAAAUGAACCUCCUCCUCCUAACCUACCCCAGCGCCUCUAGGUCCUCCCUGUGACAUUAUUUCGGUUGAUCUAUCGGACACAAUGCCUUUUUAGCAUAAACAUGCAUUUCCAAAACAUUCUUCGGGAACACAGACUACGCCUUGUCCGUCACGUCUGGCUCCUCGAGAGCGGAAGCGGAGACGAAGUAUCCUAGUCGAAGGAGUGCUCUUCUGCUGCUGGUGUUGUUUUUGGUGGUUGGAAGCCUCCUGGGCUACAUGUUUGGAAUUUCGGUCACACCGGCGCCACUAUCUUCAUCUGGUACAACUAGUACACGACCAGGAGGACCAACAACAAAACUAUCAUCAUCAACAAAACUAUCCUCAACAAAACUAUCAUCAACAAAACUAUCAUCAUCAUCGUCAUCAUCAGGUGCAGGUGGUGGGCCACUAAAAUAUACUACAGAAACGAGCAGCUUCCUAGCAGGCGGAAGCAUAAACAAAGUCGACGUGACGUUCUCUCCGGCUCUCGCUCCUCCCUUCCUCUCGACCGCAUGGUUUGUGUCGAAAUUUGGUGGGGAACAGGAUCUAGACUUAAGGCUCAGCUUUCAAUGGUCACCAUUGAGAUUGGAGUCACUGAGAUCGAAGAAGCAACUUCCCCUUGAGAGGAGAACAGGGGAAAAGGAAGGAAAAGGGGAGAGCUUUGGAGGGGGUCUCUUCCGUUCAGCAUCAGUGACCAUUGAGUGCUGAGCUUUAAUAGACCAUUCUCUUGGACGAGACCACCACCUAGGAGGGUUCAAACAUCACGGACGAGGCAACAAGAGGAAAAACUGGAAUUCCAUUCAGGAUCAUGAACAACAUGUUGGAGGACAUAAUUUGAACAGGACUUCCGGAUCCUCAGAACACGCAACAUCCAUCGCAAUCGCGAGAAAGAUUGAGACUUCCCCGACAAGCCGUGGCUAUUAUGCCAAGACGAAGCAAGAACUGCACAAUGGACUACAUGGCGUAGGAGUAGUAGUAAGACACCAACAACAUGAAGAUCUACAACAACCACACCACGGCAAUCAUCACUAUCAUGAUGAUGAUGUUGAUGUUGAGCCUCAAUCGCAACAACUACACCAUGGUAAAAAGAGUCGUGGCAAAAAUGACGCUCCUAGUAUUGAAGCUGCUCCAUCCUUUCUCCUCAACAUGUGGCCUCCUAGUACAACAAUCUUCGGUCAGCACAAGAAUCACAACUCUUCUUCUGCAAUUUUUGGCGAACACCUACCUACGUCUUGGAGUGAAGCUUUGAGUAGUUUCCUAGGUCUGUCCAGUACAGCGGAUGCGGAAGAAAAUGUCCCCGGCUGUGACGCAAGCAUGUGCAAAGCUUCUCAACAUAAGGACAAGUGCAUUCCCGAAGAGAAGCAAGCUGACAUAGUAAAAGGAGCAAAAAAAUGCGAACUCUAUCGCCUGGGAGACGGAUCAUUCAAUCGAUAUAUGGCUUUUGGAGAUAGUAGAUGAGGAAUUUUUCGUCUAUAAAAAGGAGUACGUGAAUUAUAAUAGUAGGAAGGUGGCGGAUCAUCGCGGUGUUAAUGAACUACAAUUGAGAUGAUGGAGUGUCACUUAUAAUAUUUCUAGUACCGUCUUUCCAUCUCUUCACUUAUAAUAUGUAGCACCCAGCAUCCUCAGAGGCGAGUAGGCGCCGGUGGGUCUCGUUGUGCAGGAUCCAUAACCUAACCUAACCUCAGCUUCGUCAGCAAUAAUGACCUAUCCUCUUAUACAGAUACUAUCUCCCCACGUAGUCUUCAAUUAUAAUCUAUCACGCUAUAAUCUUCUUUGUAAUAACUACUUCUACGGCCACCUACAACAAUAUCGUGUAGCUUACACGUUGUAGAUGAGGUCCCAAAUACUCUGCCGCCCCAACAAUAUCGUGUAGCUUACACGUUGUAGAUGAGGUCCCAAAUACUCUGCCGCCCCAACGAUGACGCCCCAAUAGCACGUACCACGUGCGAGGCGAUCGGGUCGCGCGCGAACGAAUAAUAACAAUAAAACAACAAUAUCGUCCCAUCCCUCCUAUCCCUUCCUCGCUUCAUUGUUUUCCCAAAGAUUGAGGAGUAUUGCGCGAAGGCGAUGGAUCCUGUUUUGUGCGGUGUGGAUACCAAUCGCCGAUUAAAAUGUGGUGGCAAUCCAAGUGGGGCUGUGUGGUUUAUUAUGGGAAUUGAUGCUUACCGAAGUAUGAACCAUUUUACAUACGGUUAGCAGUUUACUCUCAUUCUGCUUCCUGAAAUUUGUAGUUCGACGAUUCUUGGGUAGUUGUAGAGGGACCACCGGAUAGAACAACGACUACCACAGAACAACGUGCUAUAAUUAUACUUACCUUAUUACCACGAGUAUUAAGGGUAGGCUAAAGGUGCUUUUGUUACCGUUUGUUACGGCUCUUCUAAGGGGGACAGCCAUAACAAGCGGGAUAAACGAACACCAAAAACCUACCUGUAAUAGUAAGUAUGGCGCAACCUUGUUACCACUGGUAAAGUAGUAAGUAUGACACAACCUUAUGAGAGUCCGUCUGUUCUAAUCUUCAGCCAGAGCACUGUCACGAUGCACGCACAAGUCGCAACAAGCACCUUUUGGUCACGGACAUCUGCAUUCCACGUUCGUUUUCGCCUGAAUGCACGGAGACGAGAAAGGACAAGGUGGCAGACAAGUGGCACUUUCUGCAGUUGAAAGAUUACUUUAUGCUGAUGGGUAGUGGUAGCUUUUGAUUAGACUUUCCUGGUAGUAGGAAAGUCUAAAGUGCAGCUCUUUGUUGUACUGUGUCCUCGACGAUGUGAUGAGGCUGUCAUAUUAUAUUGAUCCGAGUACAUUGUGUGAUGAGGCCUUCAUUUUCAUAUUUUGUUGACCCAUUAUAGGUUACACCUCGACGUGUAAAAAUCAUCAUCUCCUCUCUACUUCCGCUUUCAUAGCCAGCAGUUCGCUCAUCGCUAUCUCCGGCGACUGGUGGGGAUAUGAGAAAUUUCAGUGCCCGCAUACGCCAAACAAUGAGGUGGUCGCUGUGAAGGUUGAGAGAGAGGAGACCGCAUCCAUCCGCGAACAAGCGCAGGCGUUGAAUCCCGAACCACCAAACGUGGAGGAACAGCCAGAGCCACAACCGACACCAGAGGAAACGCCUAAGGAAAGCUGUUGUUGCUGAAGAAGCAGUUGGUCUUUUUUAGUAAAAAGAGAUAGUUGUUGUGCUGCAGUGAGGAAAAAAGAUUAUACUGGUAGCCUACUGAGGAGAAGAGACUACAAGUAGUUUAGAGGUGGAAGAGAGACUGCAACAAGUAGUCUAGUAGAGGGGAAGAGAGGACGAUCAUAGACUUGGAUGAGGAGAAACUAGAAAGUCUAGUUUUGAGGAAAAGCAUAAGAAAGAGAAUCAAUUUUCAGCAUAGGAGGAAGUCUUGAACAAAGUAAAACGAUCAUAAGUUGAACAGCCUAUGGAAUACCAUAACUCAUUAUUUGGAGACCAUCAUAAGAACACCAUCUAGCACACCAGAACCUAAUUCUCAUAUUGACGUUUUGUCCUAACCAGUGGCUUACCCAGAAUUCAUAGAUGCCAUGCAUGAAAAUUCAUUCCACACAAGUACACACAUUCUACAUAGUUUCGAAGAACAUCGCAAGAACAUACUUCAUUCGCAACAUAUUACGUAGGCAGGCCCAUCAAUGAUUGAAAAACAAAAAUUUACAUCGUAAGAUAUUUCUCGACUGUAUUCAAGAAGACUCGUAUCCACAUAACGCUCACAGUACAUACAACCUCUGCCAUAGAUAUACAACCUGUUACGUAACAAAAGCCAUCCACAUAAGACUUACCUCAUUCUCCCCGAUUACCAAACGCAAGAACAUGUCAUUCCGAUUGACCACUACAAGAUACAGAAUUCCGACAAUGCAGCCCGUGAU